Girardinichthys multiradiatus is the source of this 3869-nucleotide messenger RNA. It is a transcript of the gene zbtb3, whose product is annotated as zinc finger and BTB domain containing 3. The transcript has 3 exons. The record is from RefSeq and is a predicted model, not a curated record. Gene Ontology annotation, molecular function: DNA-binding transcription factor activity, RNA polymerase II-specific; RNA polymerase II cis-regulatory region sequence-specific DNA binding; protein binding. NCBI's taxonomy places the organism in Eukaryota, Metazoa, Chordata, Actinopteri, Cyprinodontiformes, Goodeidae. Gene Ontology annotation, cellular component: nucleus. Gene Ontology annotation, biological process: regulation of transcription by RNA polymerase II. The coding region runs from base 116 to 1975 and encodes 619 amino acids.
GUUCCCACUUCCGGUCCGUUCCACACCUCCGCCUGUAGGUGGCAGCACACCGGGAUGCGGUAAACUGGCACCACAGAGGAAAAGCCUCAGCCUGUUUUGGGAAACAUAACAGUUGAUGCAGAUCAUGGAAUUUCCCCAGCAUUCCCAGCAGGUGCUGUCAGCUCUGCAUUCCCAGCGCCAGCGGGGCUUCCUUUGCGAUUGCACCGUACAAGUGGGCUCAUCCCGUUUCCUGGCUCAUCGGGCGGUUUUGGCCUCAUGCUCACCUUUCUUUCACAUGUUCUACUCAGACUCUCCAGUGGGGAACAGCACCAACAGCUGUGUCACACUUGACAGUGACAUCGUCACAUCUGCUGCAUUUGGCUUGCUCUUGGACUUUGUGUAUGAAGGUGUGCUGCAACUGGACGAGUCUCCUCCUGUGGAGGACAUCUUGGCUGCCGCAAGCUUUCUUCACAUGAAUGAGGUCGUGAGAGUGUGCAAGAGGCGGCUGCAGAGACGAGGGCCUCUGGCGGAGGCAGACAGCACACGCUCUGAAGAGAGCGGAUUGAGGAAAGUACCAGAGGCUGGGGCAGAGGGUGACCGCACAGCUGAGCCCUUGGUCACCAUGGUUCCAGACCACUCAAAUCCAGUAACCAUAGCAGUCCCACUAUCCUCAGUAUCGGAAGUAGCAAACAAGAGUCAGAUGGAGUGUGUGAAGUCUGAGCAGAGGACUGGUGGAGGUUCAUCAAAGACACAAACUCCUCUAAGCCCUGACCUUGCUGAUACCACCCAGCCAGGCAUGGAUAUCCUUCAUUUGCCCCCACCCGGGGAGUUGGUGCAGAGCCAGACAAACGGACCUGCCCUGGUACCUGUAGGUCUCACCAAGAUGAGCCCUGGAGGUCAAGGCGAUGGUUCUGCCCUCUGCAGUCCAUGUAGCACCACAGAGACAUACAGCUACAGUGCUGUCCAGCAGCCUUCCUCCUCAUCCUCUUCCCUGAAUCCUCUGAGUCAGUCUGCUGGUCGAUCUGUGGUCUCCCUUAACCUUUCAAAAUCCCGUCUUUCGGAUCUCACUCAUCCAGAACUACUCAGACCGUCUGGCGACCACCAUACUGAGAACUUCUCAGAGGCUGACCACAGAAACAGUCUUCACAGAGGACAGCGGAUGGUCAAGUCAAUCCAAGCACCUGCCCCGACCAAACGUUUCCAGACAAACUCAAGACACUCGGCACUUCAGCGAGCACCAGUACAAAUCAGAAUUCAGAGUGCAGUAACACUGGAGCACCAGAGCUCGGACCUUGGGCGUGCUCCUCAAACGCAAACACUUCAACGGCCUGAGGAUGAAACUGAAGCUUCACGUGUUGCUAGAAGAUCACGUCCUCGAAGUGGAGCGACGACAGGCGAGGAUGAAGAGAUUUUGAAUAUCAAAGAGGAGGCGAUUAUUAUUUCUGAUGAGGAGUUAGAGGAGGAGAAAGAAUCAGUGAUGGAUGUGGAAGAGGAGUAUGAGGAGGACAUCCAGGAAGAAGAGCUAAAUAGUCCUCAGUUUGUUUCCACACAUUCCCAGGGACUCUUACAAAUAAACCCCCAUUCGAAUGACUACUCCUUCCCCCUCUCUCCCUCUUCUUCAUCGUCCGGAGCUGGACCUUCCUCCCAGGACACCUCCUCAUUGGCUUCCUCCCUUGUUCCUCCGUCCUCAUCUCAGCAACAUCCAGACCCUCCUGCCUUCUUCCAAGAACUCCAGGACUCCAUGGGCAACUUUGUGGAAGAUGUGCCAACCUGUGGGGUCUGCGGGAAGACCUUUUCGUGCACAUACACUCUGAGACGCCACGCCAUCGUGCACACACGCGAACGUCCUUAUGAGUGCCGCUACUGCUACAGGAGCUACACGCAGUCUGGGGACUUGUACCGACACAUUCGCAAAGCUCACGACCAGACACUGCCUGCUAAACGCAGCAAGGCAGACACAGAGGGGCCCCUGCCGCAGCCCCCUCCUCACAGCUAACACUCCGUCCAUAUAUUGCUAAAACUGUGAACUUUAACCUGAUAUCUUAACUCUUUAAGUUGAACUUCAAACUUAAGUUUAGUAUUGGAACUACUAACAUGUUUUGUGACUGUCAAAUGACCCUUUUAUCUAUUUUUAUAUUGUGAAAUUGAUAAAUUACUUUAUUAAACUAUAGAAAUCUAAUUUUGGGGACAACCAGUUUUCAGCCACCAAAGUUAUUUAGUUUGUGUUUGUUUGCUUAUUUGUUCAAAAAAACAAAAUAACCAGGAAAAAAUGGAUUAGCCAUAACUUUAUGGCCACUAAGAAGAAUCACUUUGACACCUGACUGUAAAUGAGAUGAAUAGUUAUAAAGUAGUCGUACCUGUCGUGUUAAAACUGCAACUUUCAACUCAAGGUUUGUCAGGUACUGUACGAAGGACAAGAAUAAACAUUAUAUAUUAUGUGGUGCACAACCCCUUGUUUAAACCAUAUGAAAUACUGUUUAAAAAGGAAAUGAUAAAGUAAAGUAAGUAAAAAAAAAUUCUAAAUCUUAGAUUUAAUUGACUUUAGAAGCAGAAAGAGUAGAAAGAUUUUUUUUUUUGGAGACUUUUCUGGCUUGUCCCAGUGUGUGUUUUUUUUUUUGGUUGUCUUUAAUUCAGUGAAAUUAUUUUUAAUCAUUAUUUUUUGCCCCAUUUACAGUUUUCAGGUUAUAAACACCUUCCAAACUCAUCUAAUGGUUAUCUUCGGUUUUAUACUGGGGUUAAUAUUUGUUACUGUUAAACGUUCAUUUAAAACGGGUUUUUUCAAAAGAUUGCACAGGUGAGAACUGAUUAUUAAAGACCAAAAAUCCCCUCCUCUUAGCAGCAGCUGAAAGCACCCUGGUUUUAUUCACCCUUGUAAGCACAAAAACAAAACAUGAUGCAGUGGUUUUAGUCUCCGCUUGCUUAAUGUUGACAUAUCGGUGUAACAGAAUCAUAAAAACUGUUUUGUUUUACUCCUGUGCCACUCUUUGUUUUAUCUGAGGAGCUUUUCAAUAGUUGAGGUUUGUAGCGUUAAAUAUUUGUCAUUGUGAAUUCAGCUAAAUACUCUUAUAAAAAUGUUGUAACAAUCAGUGAUUAAGAAGCUGUAUUAAAAUGGGUUUUUUCUUUUAAAGAAUUGUGACAUUAUACAGGAAGUGUUUACCGCGGUAUGCCAAAAAAAAAGAAAAAGAAAACCUGUUCUUAUAUAAGUUGUAAUACGUAUCGAUGUCCUGUUUCUGUGACUGUGUGCCAGCAGAUUUAGAUGGAGAUCAUUUUAAUGUUGUGCUGUUUUGUGGUUUUACAAGAAGAAACUGGAAGCAGCUAAAUUUUAAAGUUGGUCACAUUGUUUUGAAUCUCUUAUACCUUCAGUCUGUUUUGAUGCAUCAGCUGCAUAUUUCCUGCAGGAGGUAUGUUUCUGGGACAGUAUUUAUUGACCUUGUUUUGCCUCCAUUUCAUUCUUUAAGAUAAAUCAUUUAGGGUUGCAGCUGAUUCAAACUUUACAAGUCAGGACAAUCCUUUAAAGUUGAGAUGGAUUCACUAAACACCUGCACUUUGAAUGGACCAACACAUAGGCUCACUUAAAAAUGUUCUUCACGUCACCCACGUCUGGCCUUUUACCCUGAGGUUGAAUAGCAUGAAGGGUGGAGGAAAAGAAAGUCAGUAACCCAGUUAAAGUUUGCCUUAUCUUUACUGUCUUUGUAUGUGCCUGACUCUGGAAAUUCUUCUUCUGCACUGUUUUACAUGUUUUGAGACACUUGCUGUAAAAACCAAAAGAAAAAACAAGAAUUUUGAAAUGAUACUUUUACUGGACAAUAGGAGUGAGGAUUUAGAGGGUUUUGAGUGCCAGUGUCCAAUAUCUAAAUGUCACCUUGUGAAUAAAUUGUGUUCUGUGGUAA